Messenger RNA from Drosophila serrata, 5333 nucleotides. RefSeq lists its product as uncharacterized. Lineage: Eukaryota; Metazoa; Arthropoda; Insecta; Diptera; Drosophilidae. The record is from RefSeq and is a predicted model, not a curated record.
GUUUCCGUUACAUUAACGUCGCCGUGGCGUCUGUCAUUACAAUUACCACCCACUCGUUCGCUAUGUCCCUCUCUCUCCGUGCCUCUUCGUUUCGGUUUUCCCUACGCUUUGAGUUAAUCUAUUUUUAGCAACAUUUCCAAUUGGAAGACUUUUGAUUUGACCUUUUGACAUGUUAGCAAAAGCUUUCAACUAUAAUUAUUUGGCAGACAAAAAAUAGAGCUCGUAUGAACAUUGAAACCGCCGGCAAAAGGGAAACGUCAGUCGCAACGCUGUCGGAGGCGCCAGCUACAGCGUCAGCGACUACGACGUUUGUGGAUGCUUUAAUUAAAUUUGUAAAACAAACCCAAAGUUAAAAGAGGAACUGCAGAGAAGAUCGUCGAUGGUUUCAAUGAAAAUCGUAUAAUGGAAGCGUCACCUGAAUCGUGUGUAUUAUGCGAUGCAAACGGACAGGAGGGCAGCGACGAUGCGCUUUAUUCUGGCAAACAGUCGGAUUCCCAGACAGUAUUAAAUCCGCAGGAGGUGGAGGUCGAGGCUGCAGCAGAGCCAGAUUCAUACGGAGCUGCAUCUGAACUAGAAAUACAACAGGAUGAUCAACUGCAGUCGCUGGAGCCCAUCUCCUUGGAUGACAUACCCGAGCCCAUUAAAGUGCUUGACGACAUCAUCUCGGAGUUCGAAGAGGCAGCAACAAAACCGAGUGCCUUGCACUGUAACAGUGGGGAGAACCAGUCCGAGGAUGAUGGCUAUAUGAGUCUAAGUCGCAAAAACAUGUCCAAAAAGGAUUCGGAAGAUGUGCCACAGACGCCCAGCACCGACACCGUGCCGGAGGGCAGCUUUAAUGAGGAUGGUACGGCGGAGAAUUUAACCAAAUUAAACGAGGUGGAGGAGCAAGGGCAGAAAACGACAACGCCCCUGAUUCAAACAACGCUGCCAAAGGCACGGAGUUCAGGCUCGACUCCUGCCAGCGACUCGAAGUUUUCGAGUCUUCCGUGUUGCGGGGCCAGCAGGACAUCGAAUUUGAUCGGAACCUCUGUUGGCAAGUCCUCAAGUGGAUUAGCAGCCAUCCGACAUGCAGGCGGGAGCUGUAACGGUGGACGCAACGCUCUGGGAAUCGAUAUUAGCGCCGUUCAUAAUGCGGUAUUGCGGGGAAAUCUGGCCAAACUGCCAGAGCCGUUUGUCAACGAACAUCCUGUGACCAUCUAUCCGGGACCCUCCUCCUCGAAGUCGUCUUCGGGCGGAGACGGAGGAGCGCGUGGAAAGCGACUGCUCAGUUCGGUCGAGAAGCAUAAGGAGGUGUGCCACAUGCUCCACCCCCAUUCAAACAGCUCCUCGGCCUCAUCGUCCAAUUCAAGUGGCGAGGGCUCGCCAGCUGCCUCGCACGUUAAUGUGGCGACAUCGAAGCUGGCUGUUGGCCGGCGGGAUGAGGAUUACUCGGAGGAUUCUUUGGAGGAGUCUACCAUCUCGACAGAUCUUACACCUGUUAAACAGAACGGUGUUGCCUGGGAGAUCCACUUCAAGAAUAAUGCAAAAAAAAAAACUUGUGGUUCCAAAAAAUCACCAACGCUGGUGCUUCCAAAAAGGUACGUUUUCUAUUGAACUACAAAUAAAAUGAAGUCUUGUACUGUAUAUUCAAUUUCUCGUACCCAAUAGAAUAACAACACGGAAGACUUUGGCAGCAACUUUGCGUACAAUCAGCAAAGUAUGCUGGGAAAAGGAACAUUUAUCAUACGACGUUCUACGGCCAAAAAGCCGCCCCGUGCCUCAGAAGUGUUUAGUAUACCGAAACCGCCGCGCCCCUCGUUGGGCGAGAGAACAGGCAAUGGGUCCGGAGGAGCCAAUGUCGGUGCCAUCAGCAACGAGUUCUACACAAGCGAUAGUGAGCCAAGCGAUGCGGCUCCUCUUCCACUUCCCUUACCCGUGCCCGUUCCCGUCUCCGUAACCGUACCCCUUCACCCACCGACCUCUGCCACCUCCGCCGAAAUGAAUUUCGUGUAUAAGGAGUGCGAAGCUAAUGCGGCUCAAACACGACGUGGACUAGAAAUGGCGGCCGCCCAACGAGCAGCCCUCUCGCUGGAUAUUGCUGAUGCAGCUGAACAGCUUAGUCACUGCAAGCCAACUAAGAGCAAGACGGCCAUGCUGACCGAGAAGCGACUAAGUGCCGAGUCUAUGCCGGAUAACAACACCUCCAGCAGCGAGGAGUUUGAUGAGGCUCGUCUAAAUGGAAGCGGAAGUUUUGAUUUGUACGCCUUUAACGGGAAUGAUCAGCGAGUCUCAAACGCCACCACUCCCCAUACAGAUCUGGCUCCCACUCUGGAGGAGGACGAAGAGCUAUCCGACCUAAGCUUUGGAUGUGCUCCACUGCUGCAAAUUGAGCAUAACAUAAGCGCAUUGCUGCGCGGCGACAUUCCCAUUGUGGGUCAGCAAACUGGUUGCAGCAACGCUGCUGGAGCAUCUGGGGGAGCCGUUGGACUCUCUGCAGCUGCCGCGGCCGAGCUGCAUGCCAAGCGGAUUCUUGAGUUUCGCCCAGGCGUUCACAAAUCUGAGAGUGCCAAGGAGAUGUUGUUGUCACAGAUGCCAAAUUUUGGCCCAUUGCCUCCAUCGCCACCCCCAAGUUCCAAGCUUCCGGACUUCGACUACGACGCUCCCUUGCCGCCGUCGCCAGUUGAGCCGCGCAAGCAGCUUGAGUUGCCGUCAGCAGCGCUGGCGGCAAGUGCCGUUGCCCCACUUCCGAAUCGGGGAACCACCGUUGUGGAGGUGCAUGCCACUGCUUCUGGAGCAGCGGUGCACACCAGCAACAGCCACAUUCGCCGCAGUCGCGACAAUGUCACCGCCGUGCGUCAUUUUAAUGAUGAGUUGCCACCGCCUCCGGCUCCGGCUCAUCAAGAGGUCCUGCCUGGACCACCAAUGGUGCCACCGCAUAGAGUUGUCGGCGGAGGAGGUCCUUCGACAAACACCAUAAAAUCGUGGAGCAUUGACUCGCAGUAUCGGAAGCGGUCGCCCAAGCUAUUCGGUCACUAUAGCAGCGGUGGUGGCAGCGGAAUAACCACGCCCACUGGUCUGGGACCCCUACCACCGAUGCCCGCUAUGGAUGGAAUGGCUUGUGGAACCGGCUCCGGAUCCUAUCAACGACGGUACAUUAAUUAUGGCACCAAGCGCAGCCUCAAACAAUCGCCUCGCGAGGAGCACCGCCUGCAGACAUCAUGUAGUCUUCCAGAAACUCCAAUUUUUGCAAGAGGUUGCGACAUUCCACGCACGCCAUAUAGACGCCAAAAUGAGCCGCUGCCAGUUGUCAGUGGCUCGCGCACAGCGCCCAGAUCCAGCACAUCUAACAGUAUAAAUAUGGGCACAUCUAUUAUGGGUAUUGGUGGUGGCAACUACGGUACGGCCCAAAUUUGCCGUCAGCGAUCGAUUAAUCACGCAUUAGCUUCCAAUGAGAUGCUUAGGAUGACUGGGGUCCCUGCCCGCGGAUGGUAUCCAAAGCAACGAGGAAUGCGUCCAGCUUCCACAGAGAACAUCGAUCGCUUAGCUUCCGUGCGGGUUUGGGAUAAUCCGGCGGGUAUGUCGGGAACAGGACAAUCCCGCAAGCCCCUGACUCUGCCACCAAAUCUGACGCCUUCCUUCUUGAAUAAAUCACCGCGUGAGGCACUACGACGAGUAACAAGCCUACUGAUCACCAAGAAAAAAAACCACAAGGAUCGGAAGCACAAGACAUACUGUGAUCAGGCUAUGGAUGAUACCAUUAGCAAGCAUGCCUAUGAGUUCGAAUCAGGUUCUGCCAAACGAAAGGAUAACAGUCGCAAGACGGACAGUGUAGACUCGGAUGUGACAACCACCAAUACGAAAACGAAGAAGAAGGGCCUUUUUAAGUCCCUGUGGAAACGCACGAAAACCGUCUCUAUGGAGCAAUAGAGAAGUUAAAACUGAAAAACUGCCCAGAAAAGCAUACGAUAAUAGCAAUGAAGACGAUAAUAACCCUGCACUUGCAUACACUCACGUUUAUAUAGGGUCAAAAGUUGACAGAUUAUCUCUGCACCCAAUCGAUCACCCUGACCUUUCAGCAAUUCCUCGUGCUCAUGCUCGUGUUUGAUUGGUCAUUCAUCUUGAAAAUAAUUGAAGCAAUUUUGACGGUCAUAUUAAAAAAAUAAAAUAAAUAAAAAGCACAAAUGCCGUGAAUCGUAAAGACUGAAAAGAAAGCGUAAAACUACAAAGCAAAAUUUAAGCAAACUUAAUAUGAAAUGAAACUAAAUAAACAUAUGAAAGCCAUACUCUAUACUCCCAACAAACACGAACGAAAAAAGAAAACUGAAAACAUGCGGCAAUAUAAAUUUGAGGCUAUAUAUAUUUACCCUUAACUAUUCCCGACACCGACACCACAUCAAUUAAAUGCAACUUCAUAUUUCAUGGCCAUUAGAAACCAAAAACUUAGCGAAACCGGCGCAGAAGAAGAAACUGACAACUUAUAUAAAAGCACUGAAUUUAUAUAUACGUAUAUAGAUAUGAGCGAUAUAUACGCAUAGUUUGGACUAUAACUGAACCGCUUAGGGUUCUAAGCAACAACAUUACUUACUUUAUUAUGAUGUUUAAAAUAGUUACAAAACACUAUUUUUUGUAACUGAGGAAUACGUUUUGGUUGUCCUCUUUUAAAUGAGUUUAUAAACGGCUUUCGGGAUACAGCGAAGCUAAAGUGCACGGGCAGAGUGCAAUAAGAGAAGAGGAGCCGGAAGUGUUUCACUCUUGAAAAGAAACUCAAGCCAACCACUACCAAUGAGAACGUAAUCUAAAGGCCAUUUACAAUAUUAAGAUAAAUUGAAAUCCACGAUCAACAUAAUUUAAUUUUGUAAAAAUUUAAAAAGAACGAAGUUACGCCCUCCACAUUUCAAAGAAUUUUUCGACGAAAGCCAAUUCGAAAUGGAUUACGAAAACCAACAUCCUAAAAAAAAAUUAAAAGCAAAAUGAAUGCUCAAGACGAUUUUACACCACACAAUGCAUUUUUCAAAUUUUGAACGAGAGUAAAAGUGGGUAUUUGGAGCCAGAGAAAACUGCAAGAAGCAACAAAACUGUAAACGUUUACUAGUCAUUAAAUAUAAAUGAAAAAAAUAAAUAAAUAAACGAUAGAUAUAUAUACAUAUACAUAUGGAAGAUACAUAUUUUUUAUUAACACUCACUGAAGAAAAGCCUGCGCAGCGAUUGAAAUAAUUGGCGGCAUUUUUUUAAACAGCAAGGAGCUGGCGCCCAAAGGAGCAAGUUUCAAGUAUUAUUAACGAAUUACACAUUAUGCUAUAGCAAGUUGGUAUUUAUUAAAAUUAAUUAUAUAUAUGUACAAUUACUUGAUUUAA